UAGAAAAUGACCAUUUUCGGUGACAUAUUUGACUGAUGGACCAACUGGUCCUCACUCUCACACUCGCCUACAAUCUAUACAUUUUCAUCGCACCAUUGACGGUUAUACAUGACUCGCCAAAACAAAUAUCAAAAAGAUUAAAUAUGACAGACACGAUGGCGGAAAUUCUCGAUGUUCUUUGAAAGUCUACGAGCAUUUGGGAGCCCUCAAAAGUCGACUUCUGAGACAAUGUUGCUGACGGCGUGUCGCCUGUCCAAAGCGCUGCAGCUCACCCUGGCGGUCAUCAAACCAGACGCGGUGGCUCAUCCUCUCAUGCUGGAGGCACUUCACCAAAUUAUCCUGGAUAACCAGUUUGUCAUUGUUCGACGCAAAGAUGUGGUGUGGAGACGACAAGAGUCUGAGAAGUUUUACGCUGAGCAUUCAGGGCGAUUCUUCUACCAAAGACUUGUUGAGUACAUGUCAAGCGGCCCGAUGCGGGCGUACAUUUUAGCCCGAGAGGACGCCAUUGGCCACUGGAGGGAACUGAUGGGUCCCACCAAAGUGUUCCGAGCCAGAUACACCUCCCCCACCUCUCUGCGGGCUCAGUUUGGUCUCACGGACACGCGCAACACCACUCACGGAUCAGAUUCUGUCGAGUCAGCCCGCAGAGAAAUGACGUUCUUCUUCCCGGACUUUCGGCCUGAGGAGUGGAUGGAGAGAGAGGAGCCCUCGUUCCGGUCGGGACGCAUGCUUUAUGAUCCUCAGCAACACAUCCACACACUCUCUGCUCAGAGCUGACCCGAGAGCUGCUGUUGUGGAAAAUGAAUUGUCCUUCUUACAGUGGCAUUACUGCCGCCAUUUUUAUUGUCAUUACAAAGCACAAAUUCAGACAGCGCUCAAGACACAUAGCAGUUCAAACAACACAU
Messenger RNA from Hippocampus comes (tiger tail seahorse), 905 nucleotides. RefSeq names its product NME/NM23 nucleoside diphosphate kinase 6 (gene nme6). The transcript has 6 exons. Gene Ontology annotation, molecular function: nucleoside diphosphate kinase activity. Bases 172 to 777 code for a protein of 201 amino acids. Gene Ontology annotation, biological process: UTP biosynthetic process; GTP biosynthetic process; negative regulation of mitotic nuclear division. Gene Ontology annotation, cellular component: mitochondrion. Lineage: Eukaryota; Metazoa; Chordata; Actinopteri; Syngnathiformes; Syngnathidae. The record is from RefSeq and is a predicted model, not a curated record.